UUUGCAUUCCCUCGACUUCUGGUUUCUUAAAAGGACCGCCUAACGACGCGCCACUUUUCUUCCCCUUGUCAGGAUACCACAACCUUACUUACACCAUUCACAAAACACGAACGUGCCUGUCUACCUACGCCAGGUAGGCCUGUUCUCUUUCGUCUCUUGAUCUCUUUGAAACACAAGCCCCGAGCUUUGUUGCUUAUUUCGUCACGUACUUCGUAUACAAGACACAUACAAUCCUCUUUUAUAUACCACACCGUCACCGACAUGGCGCCUGAAGUACUUCAGCAAUUUGCCGUAGGAGGAGGACCAUUUCCAGUAACCAAGAUGCAGGACCCCAAAGAAAAGUUUUACCGCCACUUCCAGGACGAGGUUGCCAUUCUCCAGGAACAAAUCAACGGCAUCGGUUCCGUGGCUCAGGUUGGCGGUGAGAGGCAAGAUGCCAUUGACCACGUCCUAGCCGGCAUUUCGAACCUCUCCAACGAGGUCGCCGACGCCUCCGACUAUGUUCCCUCGUACGACUUGCGCAACUAUGCCCAGGCCGUCAAAGCUCUCACAGACAAGCUGAAUGAGACGACGACGAAACUCGCCCCUCGUUCGCGCUUCCAGUUCAAGCCGCGGGGUGCCAGCGCGGCGACCAGCGACCUGGCUGCUCCUAAGAACGACCCGCGCCUCCUCGUCGGGAGCUCCCUCGCCGACCCCUUGCCCGCGUCCCGCGGCGGGCCCGUCGUCGCCGCGGACCUGUUGGCCGAGAACGACGACGGCCUUGGCGACCUGCCGUCCUUCUCCAAGAACUACAACGAGGAGAUGGCGCGCCCGAGCGCCACCAAGGUGCGCAAGCCCAGCUUUUCCACCGCCAAGGACAUCGCCAUCUUCGGCCAGGAGGGUCUGCACAUCAUUUUGCCCUCGUCAGCGUCGAGGGCGACUUCGUCCGGCCGCCUGACGGACCUGAAGGGCUGCGUCGUCGACAUGUCUCUGGCGCUGUCCGGCACCACCUCGUUCGCGAACCUGGCGCUCAAGAACAUCGAGCGGAGCCUGAUCGUUGCCGGCAACGUCGCUGGGCCGGCGCAUAUAACCGGCGUCUCGGACAGCAUCAUCGUCGUCUCGGCGCGGCAGGUGCGCAUCCACGAGUGCAGAAACGUCGACAUCUACCUGCACUGCUCGAGCCAUCCCAUCAUCGAGGACUGCUCGAACAUGCGCUUCGCGCCGUUGCCGGCCAGUUUUGACACUCCGGAGGACCCAGUCAAGAACCAGUGGGAUCAGGUCGACGAUUUCAAGUGGCUCAAGUCGGAGCCCAGUCCGAACUGGGGCGUGCUGCCCGAGGAGCAGAGGCUGGCGGAAGAGAUCUGGACUAAAGUCGUGCCGGGGGAGCGCGGCAAGGACCUGCAAGAUAUCCUCAAGGCCGUGGGUGUCCAGAAGCAGUGAGGUGGUGUUUAUAGAUAAGUCUGGUGUCAUCAACGACGGCUGUCUCCUUUUGAUUGAAUGUCUGUACGGAGUUUGGGAGGCGGGGCGGUUUUGUCAAAAAAGGAACAAUGCAUCAUGAAGCGCACAAAAACCAAGCAAAAACCAGCGUCUUUAUUCUUCUUGAAUUGAACAUCGCCGUCGUCGCAUUUUGGGUAUCAUGUAAGAGUAAUCCGGCACACAAAGAAAAGCACACUUCGCCCCGGCCCCCCAUCCUCUCUCUCUCUCUCUUCCCUCGCAAUUCUGAACCAAAGCCGCUCCUCAUCCACCACUGUCCAUCACUCCGUCUCCAUCUUGUCGCCCGUGCCGCCCUCCUCGUGCCCGAAUUGGACGCCCAGCUCUCUCAGCCGGUCCAAUACCUCACGCUGCAUCCUGAUGCGCUCCUCAAGCUGGCUGAUCUCCUCUUCUUGCUCGCUGAUGGAGCGGUCCAUAUCCGGCAGCUGGCGCAUCUGUGUGCGGGCGCGCUGGAGCUUGUGCUUCAACGCAUCGGUCUGGGCCGGCACGUCCUUGAGAGACAGAGGGGCGUUAGGGCUGGCGCCGCCGAGUGGGUUGGGUGUCGCGCCGGCGCCGGUGCCGGCCGGGGUGGCGCCGGUAAUGCCGCCGACGGA
Colletotrichum destructivum is the source of this 2063-nucleotide messenger RNA. RefSeq names its product Putative cyclase-associated protein CAP/septum formation inhibitor MinC. Gene Ontology annotation, cellular component: cytoplasm. Bases 262 to 1419 code for a protein of 385 amino acids. The transcript is spliced from 4 exons. Lineage: Eukaryota; Fungi; Ascomycota; Sordariomycetes; Glomerellales; Glomerellaceae. The record is from RefSeq and is a predicted model, not a curated record. Gene Ontology annotation, molecular function: tubulin binding. Gene Ontology annotation, biological process: tubulin complex assembly; post-chaperonin tubulin folding pathway.